AUGCUCAAUAGUGUCCAGCAGGGGGCAUCAGACACACAGUCACAGAACCUGAACACAGACAAGACCAAGAGGAACACUGCUGAACACAGUGUCCAGCAGGGGGCAUCAGACACACACAAAAAGAAAAGAGACAAGACCAAGAGGGGCACUGCAGAACACAGAUUGACACCAGAGGAGGCAGAGCUCAGGUCCUUUCUGAAGGAGAAGUGUCAACAUCUGGUUGAAGGAGUACCACAUCAGGGAGACGCCAGACUCCUCCAGGACAUCUACACAGAUCUCUACAUCACAGAGGGGGGGAGUCGGGGGGUCAAUGAAGAACAUGAGGUCAGACAGAUAGACAGAGCAUCGUGUAGAGAAGGAACACAUGACAGACUAAUCAAAUGCAGUGACAUCUAUAAACCCUUACCUGUAGACCUAUAUCCAGAAAGGGGUCUUUCGCAACACAAACCCAUCAGAGUAGUACUGACAAAGGGAGUGGCAGGCAUUGGAAAAACCGUGUCUGUGCAGAAGUUCAUUCUGGACUGGACUGAAGGAGAAACCAAUCAGGACAUUAACUUCAUUUUACCCAUUCCCUUCCGAGAGCUGAACCUGAUGAAGGACGCAAAACUCAGUCUGCUGGCGCUUAUUCAACGCUUUUUCACACAAAUGAAAGAUCUGAAAGUGCUCUCCAGUUCUGAGACCAAAACUCUGUUCAUCUUCGAUGGUCUGGAUGAGUGCAGACUGCCUCUCGAUUUCCACUCCAACCCGAGGUGUUGUGAAGUGACAGAGCCAGCCUCAGUAGAUGUACUUCUGACCAACCUCAUCAAUGGGAAUCUACUUCCCUCUGCUCUCGUCUGGAUCACCACCCGACCAGCAGCAGCUGGUCAGAUCCCUCCUGAGUGCGUGGACCAGGUAACAGAAAUUAGGGGGUUCAACGACCCACAAAAAGAUGACUACUUCCAGAAGAGAAUGAGUGAUGAGAACCUGGCCAUGCGAGUCAUCAACCACCUGAAGUUAUCCAGAAGCCUUUACAUCAUGUGCCACAUUCCUGUUUUUGCCUGGAUUUUGGCUUCUGUUGCAGAGAAAACAUCAGAGAGAGGAGAAAUGCCAAGGACUCUCACUCAGAUGUACACUCACUUCCUGAACAUUCAGACUUGCAUCAAGAAAGAGAAGUACACAGAGAGAAGAGAGACAGAUGAAGAGAUGGUUUUGAAACUGGGGAAACUGGCUUUCCAACAGCUGGAGAAGGGCAAUCUGAUCUUCUAUGAGGAAGACCUGCGUGAGAGUGGCAUUGAUGUCACAGAAGCAUCUCUGUACUCAGGAGUGUGUACACAGAUCUUCAGAGUGGAGGCGGGGCUGUGCCAUGGGAGAGUGUUCAGCUUUGUGCAUCUGAGCAUUCAGGAAUUCCUUGCAGCACUAUAUGUGUUCCUCUGCUUCUGCAACAGUGCCAGAAAUGAACCACACCAACAUCUCUCUGCUCUGUUCAGAGCUGCAACACUUGACGACCUACACAAGACUGCAGUGGAUCUGGCCUUACAGAGUAAGAACGGACACCUGGACCUUUUCCUCCGCUUCCUCCUUGGCCUCUCACUGGAGUCCAAUCAGAAGCUCUUAAGACACUUACUGCCACAGACCAAUAGCCAACCACAGAGCUUAGAACAAACAGUCCAGUAUGUCAAGGAUAAGAUAAGACAUGAGCGGAAGUCUGAUAGAAAGAUCAACCUGUUCAGAGGUGAGAGUAGUUCAGAUAGAAAGAUCAACCUGUUCUACUGUCUGAAUGAGCUUAAUAAGCAUGCUGUAGUGGAGCACAUUGACAGGAAGGAAGGAAAGAUGUCUGUAGAGAUGCUCUUACCAGGAGAGUGGAAGACUAGAAAGUUUAGGUUUGAGUUAUCAGAAGAGCAGCUGGAUGGGUUUGACCUGCAGAAGUACAUAAAGACACCAGAAGAGGAUCUGACCGACCUCCUCAGCCCAGAUGACGUCCUCAAGAAGCUGGUGCCAGCAGUGUCAUCAGCACUGCUGAGGAAGUGUUCCCUCACAGACAAGAGUUGUGCUGCAAUAUCAGCUGCUGCCAGAUCAACCUCCUGCAGUUUGAAGCGUCUUGUCCUCUCUCUCAAUAAUAUUCAUGACACAGGAGUUCAGCAUCUCUCAGAACUCCUCAAGGAUCCUCAAUGCAAACUGGAGACACUAGAGCUGUUGGAGUGUGACCUCACAGACAAGAGUUGUGCAGCAAUAUCAGCUGCUGCCAGAUCAACCUCCUGCAGUUUGAAGUGGCUUGUCCUCUCUGGCAAUAGAAUUCAUGACACAGGAGUUCAGCAUCUCUCAGAACUCCUCAAGGAUCCUCAAUGCAAACUGGAGACACUAGAAGGGUAA
This is a messenger RNA of Engraulis encrasicolus (European anchovy), 2349 nucleotides long. Its product is annotated as NACHT, LRR and PYD domains-containing protein 3-like. The record is from RefSeq and is a predicted model, not a curated record. Gene Ontology annotation, molecular function: protein binding. Bases 1 to 2349 code for a protein of 782 amino acids. Gene Ontology annotation, biological process: intracellular signal transduction. Lineage: Eukaryota; Metazoa; Chordata; Actinopteri; Clupeiformes; Engraulidae. The transcript is spliced from 7 exons.